UCCCAUCUCAGUGUGUGACCGUUUCUCUGUUUGCGAUAUCGCGCGACAAGUUCAAAGAAACCGUGCAGUUUGGCGCGGUUUUCUAAAUUUGAUUUUUUUUCUUUUUUAAUUAAUUGCAUAAUUAUUGACAACGGCAGGAUGGUGAAGUGCCUGGUUAUUUUGCUGCUAGCUUUUACUUUCACUAGUGCAGAGGAUGAUAUUGCAAAAUCUGCUGACCGGGAACAAAGAGGAAUUUUCACGAAAAACUUCUUCGGCGGUGUUUGGGGAAAUCGUCCACCGCUUUUAGAAGUAAAUCAACCUCGAACAACCUGCACAUGUAAGUGCGGUGAAAGGAAUGAAGUGUCUCGUAUUGUGGGUGGUACUGAAGUUGCCCCGAACGAAUUCCCUUGGAUGGCAAAGCUGAACUACUUCAAGAGAUUCUACUGCGGAGGGAUGCUUAUCAACGACAGAUAUGUAAUGACUGCAGCCCAUUGCGUAAAGGGGUUCAUGUGGUUCAUGAUCAAAGUGACAUUUGGCGAGCACAACCGCUGCAACACGACAGUCCGCCCGGAGACAAGAUUCAUUAUCAGAGUAAUAGCACAGAACUUCAGUCUUACCAAUUUCGACAAUGAUAUAGCCCUGUUACGACUCAAUGAGAAAGUAUCGCUAUCUGCUACCAUUAAGCCAAUAUGCCUGCCUUCGGAUCCUCGUAACUUAUACGUCGGAGUCAAAGCUGUUGCCUCAGGAUGGGGAACUCUGACUGAAGAGGGGAAGGUAUCCUGUACUCUUCAAGAGGUAGAGGUGCCAGUUAUCAGCAACAAGGAGUGUCAAAAUACCAAGUAUACGUCCUCGAUGAUUACGGAGAACAUGUUGUGUGCUGGAUACCCCAAGUCUGGGCAGAAGGACUCUUGUCAGGGUGACAGUGGCGGUCCUCUAAUAACUGAGAGGAAGUUUGACAAGCGGUACGAGAUAAUUGGUGUUGUAUCAUGGGGCAACGGCUGUGCCCGUGUCGGAUACCCCGGUGUAUACACCAGAGUAACAAACUUUUUGAACUGGAUUAAAGAAAAUACUAAAGAUGCCUGCUAUUGCUCAGAAUAGACAAUAUACAUCAAAUCCGAUCUGUACCGUAGUGAUCCACGAAUAACUUUCUGUACAUUUAUAUAUUUAUAUUUAAUUAUAACUUAGAUAAAAAUUAUGGAAUCGUUAACAUUUCUAGAUUUAGAAUACUGUGUUGUUCUAUUAAAAUGAAGCUUAAGGUCAGUGUCUUGUAAGAAAUUCUAAUUCAAAUGAAUAGGCACGUAAUAGUAAUAUUUACCGAAGCUGUAUUCCUUGUUACUCCUGGUAAUUAGACAAGUAAUUUUACAACAAGAAUAAUAAUUUUAACACAUUUUUAUUCAUUUCUAUUACACCAUAAUAGUACUGUUUAGAGCACUAACUAUAGAUAUGGCACAAAAAACAAACUAGUUGGAAAUGUUACACUGGUUGUUUCGCUUGCACGCGUUCGUCACUGUCAGCCUUAACACUCUGAUUAACAAGCAUUGGUUUAUUUGAAGAAAUUCAGAUGAGAUCUGAACGUACUAAGUCGUGCGAUGAAAUCCUAUGUCUUGUUCGUACGAGCGAUUGACAAUUAGGACGCUGCGAUAUGAACGGCCCUAAAUUUUAUUAAUCCGUUAUCGUCUUUUAACCUUUAGCAGCUACAAUUACAAUGUUAAUAUCAAUUAAACUUAUAAUUUUUAUAUAUAAAUGAUACUUAACAAUAAUGUGAUAUUUAAAAUUAUUAAGUCUUAUUUAAAGAACAUAUUAUAAUAAAUAUUAUAUUUAUUUUGGUAAGCUGAUUUAGGCAGACAAUAUUUAGGCCAUAUAAAUUUCAGAACGACUUUUAUGACGUUUCGUGCGCUAAUGACUAUAAAGAAUUUACCUCCUCGUCCAUAGUAAUUCAUCAAGUCUUGGAGAGAGUAGUCCAUUUGUUUUGUAUAUUGGUAUUGAGGGGCAAGCGUGCCGAAACUGUGGCAAUCGUAUAACGUAUGCAGAUAGGAAAGAUAUAUGCGAAUCUAUUUCUAUUCUGGGAGGCGAUUUUGCAAUUUCGUGCGCUUGAAUACCAAGACGAGGGUCAACAUUAGCUAUGUCAGCCGGUAGCUUUUGUUUCAAUAAAAAGAGUAUUUAUUUUUGAGUUUAUGCAAAAAUCCUCGGCCAAUCGAGCGCUCGGGACUGAAUAAUCGCCUCCCUGCCCAUCAUUUAUUUUUUCGUACCGCUUUUCAUUGUUUUUUUGGCAAACAAUUCUGGUCAGUUUACAAUAAAUAAGCAAACCUUUGUGAUAGUCUCUUGGAAUCAAUAUAGCCCUCUGCACUCUUUCAUUAAAUUUUAUUAUUUUUUGUGAGAGUUUAGAGAGAGAGAGAGCAGCUGGUUUUUUACACUCUUACCCGUUCGUCCCCUCUUAUAUAAAUAAGAAAACAGCUUGUAUUAACGACAGCGAACUAAAAGAAGCGAAACCGCUUCGUGACUACAAAUUACAAUCUCAAAGGAAUCCCUAACAUUUUGACUUGGUACAUAAUAAAUACUAAAAUGACAUGUAGAUAAUAUUUUGUAGACAUAAUUUGUUCAAACCUUAUCAUAUCAUACGUAUUACCUGUCCUAAUUAUCUGACUUAAUAUGUAGAGUAAGUAUGUAUUUUUAUUAAUAUUUCGGUUAUAAUUAUUAUUUAUUACUUGAAUGAUAAAUGAGUUUACGUACUUUGCCAUAAUAAAUAAGUUAGAAUGUAUUUACAUUGAUAUUAAUAAAAGAGAAGAUCUCAA
Molecule: messenger RNA, 2771 nt
Organism: Leptidea sinapis
Lineage: Eukaryota; Metazoa; Arthropoda; Insecta; Lepidoptera; Pieridae
Product: trypsin-7-like
Exons: 7
Coding region: 139-1077 (312 amino acids)
Biological process (GO): proteolysis
Molecular function (GO): serine-type endopeptidase activity
Source: RefSeq, a predicted model, not a curated record